Molecule: messenger RNA, 2727 nt
Organism: Paramuricea clavata
Lineage: Eukaryota; Metazoa; Cnidaria; Anthozoa; Malacalcyonacea; Plexauridae
Source: the annotation of a GenBank genome assembly
AUGGCAUUGUCAGAGGCACUAGGUGAAGUGGGAAAGACAGCUCAGGCUAUUGGUGGCCAGGCUCUCCAUGCCGGCAUUUCAGGCAGUAGCGGUGGUAACUUUUCAAUUACUAUCGGCAGUAAUAGUGCUCAAGUGGUAAGAGAUGUAUGCAUUACUGCAGUAACAUUGAGUACUAUUUACGCUGGAUAUAAGUUGAUAGCAAAAGCAAUCGAUGGCGCUGUUACUAAAGGUCUCGGUGGUGAGCGGGAAGAUCAAGAAAUUCGGGAAAUUAAACCAGGCUCUCUACAUGUCUUGCUACAUUGUUUUACUGACCAGAGAUUUCUGGAAAUUUUGGACGAAUAUGAAUGUGGAAGAAUGAAAGAACGCUUGAAAGAAGAGUUUUUGGAAAUUGGAAUUAAAAUGGAAGGAUUGAAAGUUGAGGUGGAUAAUAUCGAAGAAGUGAUGACACGUAAAGAAAUGAUCUACGAAAGGUUGAGUUGCAUUACUUGCAUAUGUCGUUUGCAUGGCUGUUUUUAAACAAACAUGAGACCAAGGGGACUCCCUCGAGCAUUUGAAGUUAAUGCAAAGUAACCGUAUUUGAGUGUUUAUUUUUCUUAUGAAUAUAUAGUUUAAACUCCAAGAAGAAUGAAGAAAAUGAAAUGGAAAGUGUUGGUGAAAAUGCUGAAAAGAACGGAAUAGAUGAAAAACAAGAGGCAAAUGAGGUAAAUUUUUCAUUCUACCCAUUGAUCAUGAUUCUACCCUAAUCUUUGUGUUAAUGAUGAAGUGCAUUAGUGUAUUCCGGGGGGAGCGGUCGCUAUAUUGUCUUCCCACAAGAAUCUUUCUUAUUAAAUAUCACGCGCAUAAUGAGUUAUAAGUCGCGCCUGUAGUUAUUUUAUUUCCAGCUUGGGUUUGGAAAUUUGCCACAAAUGUGAGAUACACAUAAAAAUACAUUAUUUAAUGUACUUAUUGCAAAAAAUCUGGCCAAUUGAGCGAAUUUUAAUGCGUAAUGCGAAGUGCAUUUGAGGAGAUUUGGAGACGGAGUCAAAUAUGGCUGAGAUUUUAACGCAUAAUUUUGGAGAUUUUACUUUAAAUAAAGUGCAAUAAGGUAAGAAAUUGCGUGUAAAUUCCUCUACGAUAUUAGUAUUAAGGAAUAUUCUCAUUGUAAAGCGAUAUUUUUAACGUAUUGUGCACCCUGAACGCAUUAAAACAUAUACUUUCUGUUGUUGUUCUCGUCGACUGCCUUGUCAAAAUAUGGCAGAUAGCAAACACAAGUCUGACUUGUGUAUUAAAUACAGCAAACACACUCGCAUAAUGGAUAUUUAAGUCGUCCUGUUAACGUGUUUUAUGUAAAGGAAAGUUGAUUUAAAAUCUGACAAAAAUCAUUGAUUUUCAUGAAGAUGUUAAUAGCAUUUGUCUCGAGACGUCUGUGACAAUCUGUUACAUGAUGUUUAUAUAAUUAUAAUGUUGCAUAAAUAAAAUUGAUUUGAUACACUUGUAGUUUUGGGGAUAAAUAUUAAGAUUUUCGAUAAACUUAGUCGUUUUAGUGAGAACUAGGCUAUUGUUUAGUUAUUUUUGCGAAAAUAUAGGAGUUAAAUUCGUGUUUGUGGCAAUUGCUUUCAUGUACUGCAGUAUGUAUUUGCAUGUAUUGUCAUUCUAUUUUGUGUAUUUGGAUCGGCCUAUAUCGGCUGUAAUCUUUUGAAUUAUUGCCAACAUUUUUGCAAACAAAGUAUUAGAAGUUAUACAUUUAAAGCACAUAAGUCAACUGGUCUUUAAUUUUAAUAAUUUGCUUUUGUCAACAAUCAGGUUAUACAUAUCUAUGUUAUGUAUUUUAAUCAAUUCAUAUGCAUAGUAAAUUUCUAAAGUAAAAGUCAUUUUUCCCAGAAAAUCGAUACAAUGAACAGUUAUAACAAAUUCCUGCAGUUAUCCAGGAAAAGUUUCCUGUAGCUUCUUGGAAAAUUAAGGGUCAAGGGCAUCUGGAUCUGACUAAUUUUCUUGGCAAGCUCUAUGUCUGCCAGUUGAUUUUCUCCCAGACAAUUGACUUUGUUUGCCUUAAAUCUAAUAUUCAGAUUUGCAUACAUAUCCUAACAUUUAGCCAAUCUAUUAAAUUAUUUACUAACUACAUUUUAAUUAGAAGCCAUCGCUACUAAUUUAUAUGUGCUGGGAGUAUGGUUUUCUGUGCCAAAGGUCACAGUGAGUUAUAAAUUUUGAAUGAAUGAAUGUGUGCUUUCCUAGUUUCUAUCGACUUCAAGUUAUGGUAGUUGAAAGUUCACUAGGAACUUCUCAAUUUGCUCAUUCUCAAGUUCAACCUGCUUUGGCUGCUUGUGUAAACAUGGGUUUUCAGGGGGGAGGUGAUCAAUCAAUCAAUCAAACAAGGUCUGUUUCUUAGAUGUUUGACGAUAUUUGUUUCUUUUUAGGAAAAGCAAAUGGCAAACUUAUUCUUUGUGCACGAAGGAGAACUAUUACACCAAGCAUCCAUCUACGAUAAAGAUGAGUUUCUUCUUUCACUGUUGUCAGAAAAAGGCAAUGGUGAUUCAAACAGCAAGGACAACCAUGGCAGAUCACCUGUUCACACUGCGGCACAACAUGGCAGUGAGAAAUGUCUCAAAAUAUUGCUAGAAUGUGGAGGUACGCCCAUUGUUGAAUGUGGUUCUACAUGUUCAGAACAUGGCAGUUACCGUAACACUGAUUAUUUUCCCUUCCUUGUCAGGAAAUCCGAAUUUGGUGUCAGCUCCUUCAGACCAUUGUUCU